AUGGACUUUCGUGAACGGCGGCUGGGCAUAGAUAUUGCCGAGCGUAACAUCGAGAGUGGAGCGGCCACAUUGGGCAAAAGACGGCCGUGUGCCAUGGCGCACGGGGGAGAGGGUUUCGGCAAGGUCGGCGCCGACGGAGAGGGGAUUAGCACAGAACAACCAGAACCAGCGGUAUCGCGCCAGGAUGACGAUAGCGCGGAACAACCGAAGCUUGACAGAACGUCCAGCGGCGCGAGCGUCGAUAGCAACAGCAGCAGAAGCAGCCAUGGCGGGAGCAGUCUGGUGGUGAUAUCGUUCUACAAGUUCGCGCAGCUAGACGAUUGCGCCGCGCUCAAGCGCCCGCUCGAGCAGGUGUGCCGCCAGCACCGCGUGUCGGGCGGCGUGAUCGUCGCGCGCGAAGGCAUCAACGGCAGCAUCUGCGGCACGCCCGACGCCGCAGCCGCCGUCAUUGACUGGCUGCGCGCCGAUGCGCGACUGGCGGGGCUGCGCACCACCGUGCAGCCCGCGGGCGCGGAGGAGAGGGAGGCGCACUGCGCAGCGGAGGCGAUGGAGGCAGAGGAGCUAGAGGGAGGGGGAUCGGAGGCGGAAGCGGUGGACGGGCAGUCGGAGUGUUCCCCGCUGGCGGCGGGGCGAGACGCGCCGUUCCGAUGGAACCACGUGCGCGUCAAAGUGAAGCAGGAGAUAGUGACGUUGGGGAUGCCGGAGGUGAACCCGGCGGACGGCGUGGGCACGUACGUGAGUGCGCGCGAGUGGAACGACCUCAUCUCCGACCCCACCACUGUGGUCGUGGAUGUGCGCAACGACUACGAGACGCGAAUAGGCGCCUUCCACCGCGCCAUCGACCCCAACACACGCUCCUUCCGCCAGUUCCCCGUCUGGGUUCACAACCACCUCCCCCUCCCGCCCUCAUCCCCCAACUCCCCCGUGCCCGACUCCCCACCUUCCGCCUCCACCACUCCCCCUAACGUAGCAUCUCCCCCCGAGUCUCCCCUCGCGUCCCCCUCUGCCUCCCCCGCAUCGCCCGACUCUCUCCCCCGCGUGGCAAUGUACUGCACAGGGGGCAUCCGCUGUGAGAAGGCCACCGCCUACAUGCUGCACCUCGGCUUCCCCCAGGUGCGCCCCCCCACGCUUCCCCCCCCCAAACCCGCCACCCCCUUCCUCGCUGCGUGCCAUCCGCCCUUCCCUCGGAGCCUGCCUUCUGUCCCGCCUCGCCAAGCACUCAUUCAAGCUGGUCCACAUCGCUCAAAUCCCCCCACCUGCCCCGUUCCUCUUCCCGCGCCCCCCACCCCCUCUUCCCCCCCCCCCACUCCACUCCCCCCUCCUCCCCCCUCCUCCCCCCAGGAGCGGGUGUUUCACCUGGACGGGGGCAUACUGCGCUACCUAGCAGAAGUGCCCCCCGAGGACAGCCUGUGGCGCGGCGAAUGCUUCGUGUUUGACAAGCGCGUGGCGGUGGGCCACGGCAUGCACCCCACCACCACCUACUCCCUCUGCUACGCCUGCCAGCAGCCUGUGGAUGAGGCAGACCGCCAGUCCCCGCUGUGGGAGGCGGGAGUGUCGUGCCCGCACUGCCAUGGGAGUAAGAGUGAGGACGAGAAGGAGCGCGCGCGGGCUAGGCAGCGGCAGUUCGAGCGGUGGGGGGCGGUGGGCGGGCCGGGUGGGGAGAAGGCGGAGAGGGCUGCUGAGAGGAUGAGGCGACGGGCUGAGAGGCGGAAGGGUGGGGUGAGUGCCGUGUGGGAAAAGGAGGAUGAGGCGAGUGAGGGGCGCUCACAAGCUGAGCAGCGCCAACUUACGUAG
Molecule: messenger RNA, 1794 nt
Organism: Closterium sp. Yama58-4
Lineage: Eukaryota; Viridiplantae; Streptophyta; Zygnematophyceae; Desmidiales; Closteriaceae
Source: the annotation of a GenBank genome assembly